AUGGAAAAUUAAAACGAAAAUCCAGUAGAGACCGAUGGGGAACGAGAAAUUUCACAAAAUCAAUAAAAUUAGGAGUCUUAACAAAAAAAUGAAGACAAUGAAGUUAUACCAAAAGAUUAAGAAUUGGAAGGGGAAAGUGAGUAAUAGAGAGAUGAAAAUGAAUAGAAAAAUGAUUAAUAAAUCAUAAAAAAUUCAGCAGUGAAUGUAAAUCAAGAAGAAAAUGAAUAAUAAUAAUAACCAUAAAUCCCAGUAUUAAUUGAAAACGAGAACUUAAAUAUUUAGGAAUAUUUAGAGAAAUAGCUGGAAAGGUAUAGAAAAAUAGAAGCUUAAUGUGUUUAGUAAAAAGACAAAGGCGUGCUUAAACGCAUAAUAUCUACUCUUGAGGGUCAAUUAGAAAAACUGAAAUUUAAUAUAAUAGAACCAAUAACGAAUGAUGUCAGCAACUUUGGUGGGAUCAGUUUAAUUAAAGAACUUGAAUAGACUGAAGAGUCUUUCUUUUCGUAGUCUAAGAUAUAAUCCCAUCUCAAAGACGUAUAUAAAUUCUAUUCUAAAAUAUUCUAUGUAAGAGGUCCAUCAGAUGAUUUCACGAGAAUCAAUCAUGAAUCCUAAACCCUAACAGAGGGUAAGUUUAUGAUCUUCUGUCGAUAAUUUGGGUUGAUAGACGAGAAAGUCCAUCACAUUAAAACUUAAUCGAAACAGGGAGAAACAAAUAGAAUUUUAAAUGAUACAGUUGCAAACAAAUCUAUUAAAGGGAAUCCUGUCUCUACAAGGAAUCAUCCAUAAGACAAUAUGAGAAUAUUGCCAUUUAAAGAACUAAAUCUACUAUUUAGGAGAGUUAAUCAAAAUCAAAAUGAAAUUACAUUUAUGAAUUUUGUCCUUGUAUUGAGGGAACUCUCUAAACUAAUGUACUAAGAAGAUUAGACAAAGGCAGAAAUUAAGUUGUUUCGAUAUAUGGAAGUAGAUUCAACUUAAUAUAAGAAUAAAUUGAAAUCUUUGAAUAUCCCAUUUGAAUCAAAAGAUGAGUAAGGAUUCAGAAAACCAGAGGGUUUGUAAUUGCAAAGAUUUGCAAAUUAUUCUACUGAUGAACUCAAAUCUAGGAGAAUUUUGGUAGAAGAAUGGAAGAGUGUAAAAAAAUAAGAAUUGAGAGAUAAAAUGAUAUCAUAAAUGGAUCAAUCACGAUCUAAAUCAAUUAUGUUUGAGCCAUCUUACAUCAAAACGAGUAACUAUAGGGAAAGAAAGUUAAGGAAGAUUGGUUUAGAUGCAAAUACUCAUUAGGUUGUGAAUUGGGAGAAAUUGGAUAAAUUAGAUCCAAAACUACUAUUACAUGAGGAAUUCAAGCCAGAGGAUUUAAUAGAAGAAGAUGAGGAUGAAGAUGAUAAAUACUACUUGAAAAGUUAUGACUUAUCUAGAUAAAACAAUGGAAAUGCAUAGAAGAAGAUUUCAUCAUUGGAUCAGAGAUCAUCGUAGUCUCAAUUAAAGACUGAAUCUACCAAAAGGUACAUCUAGAACAUUUCUAAACUUGAACACAAACUUGACAACAAAUCUGCUUACAUUAAACUGCCCAGAUUAUAGAAUAAAUGA
Messenger RNA from Paramecium tetraurelia, 1581 nucleotides. RefSeq lists its product as uncharacterized. The record is from RefSeq and is a predicted model, not a curated record. NCBI's taxonomy places the organism in Eukaryota, Ciliophora, Oligohymenophorea, Peniculida, Parameciidae. The transcript has 3 exons.